AUGGCGUCCAAAGUGCGAGAUGCUGUGGUGUGGUACCAGAAGAAGGUAAGAAUCCUAUUUUUUCUGUUAUAUUUACCUGGUUUGAUUGUUUGAUUCCUUCCAUCUGGAUCCAGUGCCUAUUUUACCUCAGUAGAACGGAGGAAGAGGAAUGAAGAGCGGGAAAAUAAACACUAUAUCCUUCUGUUGACAGACAGGGAGACUGAAGGACUGUUGGUGGUUUUGAUAGGUUUACCUGCUGUUGACAGACAGGGAGACUGACAGACAGUUGGUGGUUUUGAUAGGUUUACUUGCUGUUUCAUUUUGAGUUUAGACCAGUGUCAUUUUAUGACCGUUUGACUAACUGAGUUUUUGCUGUAGGCUAUGUGACGAAGCAACACUCAGUAAGCCUGUCCUCAUGCUGAGGUCUGUGUCUGUGGCCAGCACUGAUGUAACAGAUCCCUGUAACUGGACGGACAGACACAGACAGACAGACGGAGGCUAUUAUUAAUGUUGUCGUGUACCUCUCUGUGUCCUGCCUGCGUCCUUCACUGGCUGACCUGACUGCUCAAUACCGUCUACAUUACAUCAUAGAUUACAGUCAGGAUGUCUAUAUGAUGAAAACACGACCGCUUUUAUUCAGGUCAAGAAACAAGCCUGAAGAUUUGGGGGUUGGCUACUUUUCUAUUAGUGUUUAGUUGAUUGAUACAAUAAUAUACUAAAUAUUUAUAUGCAUAACUUCUUCUAUUUAGGCUAGAUGGUUAAGGUAUGUUAUUGUCUGUUACUAGUUGGGGGGCCAGUAUGAAAAAAAUUAUAAAAAAAUGUAUGCACUAACUGUAAGUCGCUCUGGAUAAGAGCGUCUGCUAAAUGACUAAAAUGUAAAUGUAAAUGUAGUUAGGGAUAAAAAUGGGAAGGCCUAUGAGUCUAUUGGUCUUUUUCAAUGAAGAAAGAGCCAAGCAUUAUUAACCUGGUGGUGUUACGACACCCUAAUGUCUCCACUGUCUGCCUCCCCGUAGAGGACUAUCAUGAAGACUAUUCUGAGCAGGGCUGCUAGUGUUGAUUCAGAGGAGGUAGUGUUGAUUCAAAGCUGGUAGUUCUGAUUCAGAGCUGGUAGUGUUGAUUCAGAGCUGGUAGUGUUGAUUCAGAGCUGGUAGUGUUGAUUCAGAGCUGGUAGUUCUGAUUCAGAGGAGGUAGUUCUGAUUCAGAGCAGGUAGUUCUGAUUCAGAGGAGGGCUGUAUGUUCAUGUCAUAACAGGUUCUGCUAACAGCUAGCAGGGUUGAGUCAUUCCCAUUAAAACACAAUAGGAGCUGUUUGGACCUGGCUGGCUAAAUGACUGUCUGUUUCUCUCUUUCAUUCUCUGCUGGUCUCUCUCUCUCUCUCUCUCUCUCUCUCUCUCUCUCUCUCUCUCUCUCUCUCGUUCUAUGUCUCUAUCGAUCUCUCUACCUCUGUGUCUCUGUCUUUCUCCUUACUUCUCUCCAUCAGUCUCUUUCUAUCGAUUUCUCUUCUCCAUCUCUCUUCAUUUCUCUCUCUCUCUCUCCCUUCCUACUCGCUCUCUCUCUCUCUCUCUCCCUCCCUACUCGCUCUCUCUCUCUCUCUCUCUCUCCCUCCCUACUCGCUCUCUCUCUCGCUCUCGCUCUCUGUCUCUCUCUGCUGAGUCUCUGUCUCUCUCUAUUGUGGCUUAAUGCCCUUUAUAACGAGACGUUUCAUUGCAAGUUUCACUUCCCUCACUGUGGAGAGGUUUAUGGGAAAAGGACAGCUCCUACGAGAGCGGCUCAUAGGAGCAGGAGCAUAUCUCCUGUUUCUGUAGCUGACACUGCUUGAUACAGGUACACCCCCUGGACAGGACGCUAGUCUGUUCCAAUACCAUAGGCCUAUAUCUUAAUCUUGUGUUUGCUUUGCUCCUGCAUAGCUACUUUAAGCUUCAAAAGAAGCUAGCACUCUUGGCAUUGAAUGUCUUGAAAACAUGCUUAUAAUCUUUUCCGUUAGUUGGCACUUGGCAGUGCCAACCAGCUUCACCUGGAAUGCUAUUCCAACAGUCUUGAAAGAGUUCCCACAUAUGCUGAGCACUUCUUGGCUGCUUUUCCUUCACUCUGCGGUCCAACUCAUCCCAAACCAUCUCAAUUGGGUUGAGGUCGGGUGAUUGUGGAGGCCAGGUCAUCUGAUGCAGCAUUCCAUCACUCUCCUUCUUGGUAAAAUAACCCUUACACAGCCUGGAGGUGUGUUUGGUCAGUGUCCUGUUGACAAACAAAUGAUAGUCCCACUAAGCGCAAACCAGAUGGGAUGGCGUAUCGCUGCAGAAUGCUGUGGUAGCCAUGCUGGUUAAGUGUGCCUUGAAUUCUAAAUAAAUCACUGACAGUGUCAACAGCAAAGCACCCCCACACCAUCACACCUCUUCCUCCAUGCUUCAUGGUGGGAACCACACAUGCAGAGAUCAUCCGUUCACCUACUCUGCGUCUCACAAAGACACAGCGUUUGGAACCAAAAAUCUCAAAUAUGGACUCAUCAGACUAAAGGACAGAUUUCCACCAAUCUAAUGUCCAUUGUUCGUGUUUCUUAUCCCAAGCAAUUCUCUUAUUCUUAUUAGUGUCCUUUAGUAGUGGUUCCUUUGUAUAAUUCGAUCACGAAGGCCUGAUUCACGCAGUCCCCUCUGAACAGUUGAUGUUGAGAUGUGUAUGUGUACUUGAACUCUGUGAAGCAUUUAUUUGGGCUGCAAUUUCUGAGGCUGGUAACUGCAGCAGAGGUAACUCUGGGUCUUCCUUUCCUGUGGUGGUCCUCAUGACAGCCAGUUUCAUCAUAGCACUUGAUGGUUUUUGCGACUGCACUUGAAGAAACUUUCAAAGUUCUUGACAUUUUCCAGAUUGCCUGACCUUCAUGUCUUAAAGUAAUGAUGGACUGUCGUUUCUCUUUGCUUAUUUGAGCUGUUCUUUCCAUAAUAUGGACUUGGUCUUUUACCAGAUAGGGCUAUCUUCUCUAUACCUUGUCACAACACAACUGAUUGGCUCAAACACAUUAAGAAAUUCCACAAAUUAACUUUUAACAAGGCACAUCGGUUAAUUGAAAUGCAUUCCAGGUGACUACCUCAUGAAGCUGGUUGAGAGAAUGCCAAGAGUGUGCAAAGUCAACAAUAGACCUACACCUGUAUGAGGUGUGAUGGAGAAAACUGGUGUCCACCCGUCUCUCAUAUAGGUGCAGAAUGGUGUUGCAUUGCAACACAUCUGAAAUGAUGUGUUUGGGUGUAGGCUGUUUGGUUGUGCUAUUGUAGACCGAUGUUGAGACUGAGAGACUGAAGGUCACAGUUUUAGAAAAAUACCCUUGUUGAUUCUGUUCUGUUCCAUAUCCUGUUUUAACCACCCUUAGAUUGGUAGAAUCUAGAAUGUGUCACUGUGAGCUCUUAGUCCUAAAACGUGUGUUUGUGACCACAGCACUGUAAGAUGUGUGUGUGUGUGUGUGUGUGCUGCGGUGUUUAGUAAGGUGUCACUUCCUCUCUCCAUACCAGAUGUGUUCCAGCUGAGCCUCUCUCCAUACCAGAUGUGUCAGUGUUCCAGCUGAGUCUCUCCAUACCAGAUGUGUCAGUGUUCCAGCUGAGCCUUUCUCCAUACCAGAUGUGUCAGUGUUCCAGCUGAGCCUUUCCCAUACCAGAUGUGUCAGUGUUCCAGCUGAGUCUCUCCAUACCAGAUGUGUCAGUGUUCCAGCUGAGUCUCUCUCCAUACCAGAUGUGUCAGUGUUCCAGCUGAGUCUCUCCAUACCAGAUGUGUCAGUGUUCCAGCUGAGCCUUUCUCCAUACCAGAUGUGUCAGUGUUCCAGCUGAGCCUUUCUCCAUACCAGAUGUGUCAGUGUUCCAGCUGAGUCUCUCCAUACCAGAUGUGUCAGUGUUCCAGCUGAGUCUCUCCAUACCAGAUGUGUCUGUGUUCCAGCUGAGCAUUUAUCCAUACCAGAUGUGUCAGUGUUCCAGCUGAGUCUCUCCAUACCAGAUGUGUCAGUGUUCCAGCUGAGUCUCUCCAUACCAGAUGUGUCUGUGUUCCAGCUGAGUCUCAAAACAGGCACAAAACAGACCUUUUAUUGUGGAUGGAAAAUGUUUUACCUCAGACGUAAAGCACUGCAGGGUGUAGUCAGCUAGGGUGUGACUGACAACUCAGAAGUACUCAGAUCCUUUACCAGUAUUUUGUUGAAGCACCUUUGGCAGCGAUUACAGCCUGGAGCCUUCUUGGGUAUGACGCUACAAGCUUGGCACACCUGUAUUUGGGGAGUUUCUCGCAUUCUUCUCUGCAGAUCCUCUCAUGCUUUUGUCAGGUUGGAUAGGGAGCGUCACUCCACAGCUAUUUUCAGGUCUCUCCAGAGAUGUUCAAUCGGGUUCAAGUCCGGGCUCUGGCUGGGCCACUCAUGGACAUUGAGACUUGUCCCGAAGCCACUCCUGCGUUGUCUUGGCUGUGUGCUUAGGGUCAUUGUCUGUUGGAAGGUGAACCUUCGCCCCAGUCUGAGCUCCUGUGCGCCCUGGAGCAGGUUUUCAUCAAGGAUCUCUCUGUCCUUUGCUCCGUUCAUCUUUCCCUCGAUCCUGACUAGUUUCACAGUCCCUGCCGCUGAAAAACAUCCCCACAACAUGAUGCUGCCACCACCAUGCGUCACUGUAGGAAUGGUGCCAGGUUUCUUCCAGACGUGACGCUUGGCAUUCAGGCCAAAGAGUUCAAUCUUGGUUUCAUCAGACCAGAGAAUCUUGUUUCUCAUGGUCUGAGAGUCCUUUAGGUGCCUUUUGGCAAACUCCAAGCGGGCUGUCAUGUGCCUUUUACUGAGGAGUGGCUUCCAUCUGGCCAUUCUACCAUAAAGGCCUGAUUGGUGGAGUGCUGCAUAGAUGGUUGUCCUUCUGGAAGGUUCUCCCAUCUCCACAGAGGAACUCUGGAGCUCUGUCAGUGUGACCAAUGGUUUCUUGGUCACCUCCCUGACCAAGGCCCUUCUCCCCCGAUUGCUCAGUUUGGCCGGGCGGCCAGCUCUAGGAAGAGUCUUGGUGGUUCCAAACUUCUCCCAUUUAAGAAUGAUGGAGGCCACUGCGUUCUUGGGGACCUUCAAUGCUUCAGAAAUUUCAUGGUACCCUUCCUCAGAUCUGUUGCUCGACACAAUCCUGUCUAAGAGCUCUACGGAUAAUUCCUUCAACCUCAUGGCUUGGUUUUUGCUCUGACAUGCAGUGUCAACUGUGGGAGCCUAUAUAGACAGGUGUGUGCCUUUCCAAAUCAUAUCCAAUCAAUUGAAUUUACCACAGGUGGACUCCAAUCAAAUUGUAGAAACAUCUCAAGGAUGAUCAAUGGAAACAGGAUGCACCUGAUCUCAAUUUAGAGUCUCAUAGCAAAGGGUCUGAAUACUUAUGUAAAUAAGGUAUUUCUGUUUUUUUAUUUUAAUACAUUUGCUAAAAUGUCUAAAAACCUGUUUUUGCUUUGUCAUUAUGGGGUAUUGUGUGUAGAUUGAUAAGGAACAACAUUAAUUUAAUCCAUUUUAGAAUAAGGCUGUAUCGUAACAAAAUGUGGAAAAAGUCAAGGGGUCUGAAUACUUUCCGAAUGCACUGUAGCUAGACCUCCCUGGACUUGCCCCUAACCGCAUAUCUAGCAUCAGAUUACCUGGCGUUCCCUGUCUUAAACUGAACCAUUAGAAACUAACUUAACCACAGAUCUAGGAUCAGGUUUGCCCAAUGUUGUCUUAACCAUUAGAAACUAAUUUAACCACAGAUCUAGGAUCAGGUUUGCCCAAUCUUAACCUUAACCAUUAGAGAGAUGUCCUCGUUCUCAGGUGAGGGUGUGGCUCUGUUGUAGACGCCCUUCACAGCUGAACCACCACACUGUUUUGUGUUACCGUAGCAACAGAGAAAGGCUGACGUGGAUAUUGUUGUUGUUCGUCACCUGUCUUUGAGUUCAGUGAGAGAGAGGUGUCUUAUCCAUUUGAGUUAGCGUUGAUUGACUCUAAUGUGUUGACAUGAACUGUGUUGCCAAAUAGAUCUCAACAAUGACUUCACAGCCCAGAUUAACAAAACCUUCUAAAGAAGAAAUGUCUUCUUUACUUCAGUUUUUUUCUUAACUAUAGACUUAUGAAGAGAGUUAAGUAAAGUAGCUAUUCCUCAAAAAGGUUCUUGGAAAUGGUUGUACGGUAUUUCUUAUACCUCUCCUUAAGAGAAAAUGUUGAGAAGAAAUUGGAUUCUUGAAAAUAUAGUUAUUCUAUUAGUUCUUGUUUUGUAAUCUUCAGUGGAAUCACAUCACUAUGGUUACACGAGCUUACUGUGUACCUCAACUCAGAGUAGUAGUGACAUGCUGACAUCAAAGAGGUUGUCUCCAUCACAACACAGCAGCUGCUGUCAGUCAAUUCCCCUUUGUUAGAAAAAAGGUGAGAAAAUCCCAACAAAAACAGUACUACCUUGUUACCUGAGAGACGUCGUUGAGGCAUUAUCCAAAAUAACAAUGUAGCCCUUGAUUUAUUGUUUGUGUUCAUGGAAUGUGCCUUGUCUUAGUAGGUGGAGAGAGAAGGAACAUAACUAGUUUUAAGUGUGUGUGUGUGUGUGUGUGUGUGUGUGUCCUGUAGUGAUAGAGGGACAGGCUUUCAUUGUGCUGUAGAACAGAACAUAAUGCUAUCUCUCUCAGAGGAGGGAAAGGGGGAUACCUAGUCAGUUGCGCAACUGAAUCCAUUCAAUCAAAAUGAGUCUUCUGCAUUUAAGAACACAGAGGUGCUGGGUGAGAGCAUCUUUAAUAAGUCACAAUGGACUACAGCACUCUAACACAAACACACACACACACACACACACACACACACACACACACACACUGGACUGUCUCGUUGACUUUACUAAGGACGAAUUCCCACUGUCUGACAAAUGUACAUUUACAUUUACGUCAUUUAGCAGACGCUCUUAUCCAGAGCGACUUACAAAUUGGUGCAUUCACCUUAUGAUAGCCACUUUAUAAAUGUUGUUUUUAAUUUUUAUUAUUAUUAUUUUAUAUAUUUUGUGUGGGGGGGGGGGGUAGAAGGAUUACUUUUAUACUAUCCCAGGUAUUCCUUAAAGAGAUAGGGUUUCAAGUGUCUCCGGAAGGUGGUCAGUGACUCCGCUGUCCUGGCGUCGUGAGGGAGCUUGUUCCACCAUUGGGGUGCCAGAGCAGCGAACAGUUUUGACUGGGCUGAGCGGGAACUGUGCUUCCGCAGAGGUAGGGGAACCAGCAGGCCAGAGGUGGAAGAACGCAAUGUCCUCGUUUGGGUGUAGGGACUGAUCAGAGCCUGAAGGUAAGGAGGUGCCGUUCCCCUCACAGCUCCAUAGGCAAGCAUCAUGGUCUUGUAGCAGAUGCAAGCUUCAACUGGAAGCCAGUGGAGUGUGCGGAGGAGCAGGGUGACGUGAGAGAACCUGGGAAGGUUGAACACCAGACGGGCUGCAGCGUUCUGGAAUGAGUUGUAGGGGUUUAAUGGCACAGGCAGGGAGCCCAGCCAACAGUGAGUUGAAGUAAUCCAGACGGGAGAUGACAAGUGCCUGGAUUAGGACCUGUGCCGCUUCCUGUGUAAGGUAGGGUCGUACUCUGCGAAUGUUGUAGAGCAUGAACCUACAGGAUCGGGUCACCGCUUUGAUGUUAGCAGAGAACGACAGGGUGUUGUCCAGGGUCACGCCAAGGUUCUUUGCACUCUGGGAGGAGGACACAAUGGAGUUGUCAACUGUGAUGGCAAGAUCAUGGAGCGGGCAGCCCUUCCCUGGGAGGAAGAGCAGCUCCGUCUUGCCGAGGUUCAGCUUGAGGUGAUGAUCUGACAUCCACACUGAUAUGUCUGCCAGACAUGCAGAGAUGCGAUUCGCCACCUGGUUAUCAGAAGGGGGCAGGGGCGGUGUGUUCAUUAGGGCGAUAUGGGCGAUGCACUGCCAAACGGGAAAAGGAAGGGAUUUUUUUUCUAAUCAAUUAUAUCACGGCAACAGUAGUUAUCAGUAUUCUAAUCUAGACGUCUGAUCUGCCACUAAAUGUCCAAUCAGGCUAAAGUCGUGCUUCAAAUGCAACUCGAUUGUCUCUUUGAAAGAAGUUCCUUUUUGUCGGCGAACAAAUCAAGAUAAAUUGGCAACGAAACAAUUAGGACCUCCCAGACCAAAUUUAAUAAUUCAACAGGUUUCUACUAAAGGGGGAAAGUCCUACACCCGAGGAUUUUCCAAAAAUUGGUACGAACGAAAAACCUGGCUAGCAGGCUGUGAUGUAGCUAAUGCAGUCUUCUGCUACCCCUGCUUACUCUUUCACCCUGAAGGCGGCACGGCAGACAGCACCGCUUGGACAGCGACUGGUGUAACGGACAUGCACCAUCUUUCAGAAAAGAUUAAGAAACAUGAGCUGUCAAAGACCCACAUGGAUAGCUGUUUGAGAUUGUCUGCUUUGGGGAGAGUGAACAUUGCCACUCAACUGGAUGAGGGAUACAGGCUAGCUGUCCGCCGCCACAACGAUGAGGUUAGCAAGAACCGCCACAUCCUCAGCCGGCUAAUCCAGUGUGUGAAGUUUUGCGGAGUGUUUGAGUUAGCUUUGCGAGGCAAAGAUGAAACUGAGGGCUCCACCAACCCUGGUAUUUUUCAUGGACUUGUCAACUUUGUGGCACAAUUAGAUGAGGUGUUUUAUGGAAAUGCAUAUUGUUUAUGUAGUGUUGAGGAAUGUGAAAGAACACCCUUGAUUAUUUUUACUGUGAUAACUUAUUUUGCUUUUGUAAGCCAACACUUUUGAGAUCAGUCAAUAAAUGCUUCUGGUAUUGACUUAUAUGCUACCCCUGUCUUCAUGUUGUUGCUGGACAUAUCUUUUUUAAAAUGUGUGUAGGUCACCUAAAUCAUCAGAAAAAUUGCCCCCCCUGAGAAUUUUUUCAGGAGCCGCCACUGGAAGGGGGAAAGGAGAAUAUUAACUGUGUGUCGUCUGCGUAGCAAUGAUAGGAGAGACCAUGUGAGGAUAUGACAGAGCCAAGUGACUUGGUGUAUAGAGAGAAUAGGAGAGGGCCUAGAACUGAGCCCUGGGGGACACCAGUGGUGAGAGCACGUGGUGCGGAGACAGAUUCUCGCCACGCCACCUGGUAAGAGCGACCUGUCAUGUAGGACUCAAUCCAAGAGUGAGCCGCGCCGGAGAUGCCCAACUCGGAGAGGGUGGAGAGGAGGAUCUGAUGGUUCACAGUAUCAAAGGCAGCAGAUAGGUCUAGAAGGAUGAGAACAGAGGAGAGAGAGUUAGCUUUAGCAGUGCGGAGAGCCUCCGUGACACAGAGAAGAGCAGUCUCAGUUUAAUGACCAGUCUUGAAACCUGACUGGUUUGGAUCAAGAAGGUCAUUCUGUGAGAGAUAGCAAGAGAGUUGGCUAUAGACAGCACGCUCAAGAGUUUUGGAGAGAAAAGAAUGAAGGGAUACUGGUCUGUAGUUGUUGACAUUGGAGGGAUCGAGUGUAGGUUUUUUGAGGAGGGGUGCAACUCUUUCGCUUUCUUGAAGAUGGAAGGGACAUAGCCAGCGGACAAGGAUGAGUUGAUGAGCGAGGUGAGGUAAGCGAGAAGGUCUCCGGAAAUGUCUGGAGAAGAGAGGAGGGGAUAGGGUCAAGCGGGCAGGUUGUUGGGCGGCCGGCCGUCACAAGUCGCAAGAUUUCAUCUGGAGAGAGAGGGGAGAAAGAAGUCAAAGCAUAGGGUAGGGCAGUGUGAGCAGGACCAGCGGUGUCAUUUGACUUAAUAAAUGAGGAUCGGAUGUCGUCAACCUUCUUUUCAAAAUGGUUGACGAAGUCAUCCACAGAGAGGGAGGAGGGAGGGGGAGGAGGAGGAGGAUUCAGCAGGGAGGAGAAGGUGGCAAAGAGCUUCCUAGGGUUAGAGGCAGAGGCUUGAAAUUUAGAGUGGUAGAAAGUGGCUUUAGCAGCAGAAAGAUGGAAAGAUGACAGGUCCGCAGGGAGUCUAGUUUUCUUCAAUUUCCGCUCAGCUGCCCGGAGCCCUGUUCUGUGAGCUCGCAAUGAAUCGUCAAGCCACGGAGCAGGAGGGGAGGACCGAGCCGGCCGGGAGGAUAGGGGACAUAGAGAGUCAAAAGAUUCAGAGAAGGAGGAGAGGAGGGUUGAGGAGGCAGAAUCAGGAGAUUGGAGGGAGAAGGAUUUAGCAGAGGGAAGAGAUGAUAGGAUGGAAGAGGAGAGAGUAGCGGGAGAGAGAGAGAGAGCGAAGGUUGCGACGGCACAUUACCAUCUGAGUAGGUGCAGAGUGAGUAGUGUUGGAGGAGAGCGAGAGAGAAAAGGAUACGAAGUAGUGGUCGGAGACAUGGAGGGGAGUUGCAGUGAGAUUAGUAGUAAAGAUGAGGUCAAGCGUAUUGUCUGCCUUGUGAGUAGGGGGGGGACGGUGUGAGGGUGAGGUCAAAAGAGGAAAGGAGUGGAAAGAAGGAGGCAGAGAGAAAUUAGUCAAAGGCAGACGUAGGGAGGUUAAAGUCACCCAGAACUGUGAGGGGUGAGCCAUCCUCAGGAAAGGAACUUAUCAAGGCGUCAAGCUCAUUGAUGAACUCUCCAAGGGAACCUGGAGGGCGAUAAAUGACAAGGAUGUUAAGCUUGAAUGGGCUAGUGACAGCAUGGAAUUCAAAUGAGGCGAUAGACAGAUGGGUCAGGGGGAAAAGAGAGAAUGUCCACUUGGGAGAGAUGAGGAUUCCUAUGCCACCGCCGCGCUGACCAGAUGCUCUCGGGGUAUGCGAGAACACAUGAUCAGACGAGGAAAGAGCAGUAGGAGUAGCAGUGUUUUCUGUGGUAAUCCAUGUUUCCGUCAGCGCCAAGAAGUCGAGGGACUGGAGAGUGGCAUAGGCUGAGAUUAACUCUGCCUUGUUGCCGCAGAACAGCAGUUCCAGAGGCUACUGGAGACCUGGAACUCCACGUGGGUCGUGCGCGCAGGGACCACCAGAUUAGAGUGGCAGCAGCCACGCCGUUUGAAGCGUUUGUAUGGCCUGUGCGGAGAGGAGAGAACAGGGAUAGACAGACACAUAGUUGACAGGCUACAGAAAAGGCUACAAUAAUGCAAAGGAGAUCGGAAUGAAAUUAACUAAGCAUCUGGGAAAGCGAGAGAGCGGGGCCUCCCUCACGUUUCACUGAAACACUCAAAUAUAACUCUCCCAACUUCCACUUUAGAUUAAUAGACUUUAGUUAGUGUCUGGUCUGUUAGCGAUGUUACCAAACAGACUAGUUCUGUCUCUUACCUCUAGUUAGUGUCUGGUCUAUUAGCGAUGUUACCAAACAGACUAGUUCUGUCUCUUGCCUCUAGUUAGUGUCUGGUCUAUUAGCGAUGUUACCAAACAGACUAGUUCUGUCUCUUGCCUCUAGUUAGUGUCUGGUCUAUUAGCGAUGUUACCAAACAGACUAGUUCUGUCUCUUACCUCUAGUUAGUGUCUGGUCUAUUAGCGAUGUUACCAAACAGACUAGUUCUGUCUCUUACCUCUAGUUAGUGUCUGGUCUAUUACACAUAACUGCAAUGAGGACUUGUUGUCAUUUAGGAAAAUCUCUUAUGUUAGAAAACCAAUUCCAUUGAGUGAAUACACUUUUUUGAUUCAGAAAUGUCUAUGUUAAGAUUGACAUUUUUGUUCAUGCAUUCAAUAAAAAUGGAUUACAUUCUUUGGGAAAAAUCACGACACUCAACUAUUACCUGGUAUGUUAAGUUAAUGGUGAUUAUAUUAUACGGUGCUCUGCAGAGAUGUCUGGCUGUCUAUAACAACUCUGCAGAGAAACAUCACUGCCUCGGCUAAUAAAAAAGUGGUCAGAUGACGCAGAUGCUAAGCUACAGGACUGUUUUGCUAGCACAGACUGGAACAUGUUCCGGGAUUCUUCAGACAACAUUGAGGAGUACACCACAUCAGUCACUGGCUUCAUCAAUAAGUGCAUCGAUGAUGUCGUCCCCACAGUGACCGUACGUACAUACCCCAACCAGAAGCCAUGGAUUACAGGAAACAUCCGCACUGAGCUAAAGGGUAGAGCUGCCGCUUUCAAGGAACGGGACUCUAACCCGGACGCUUAUAAGAAAUCCCGCUAUGACCUCCGACGAACCAUCAAACAGGCAAAGAGUCAAUACAGGUCUAAGAUUGAAUCAUACUACACUGGCUCUGACGCUCGUCGGAUGUGGCAGGGCUUGAAAACUAUUACAGACUACAAAGGGAAGCACAGCCGCGAGCUGCCCAGUGACACAAGCCUACCAGACGAGCUAAACCACUUCUAUGCUCGCUUCGAGGCAAGCAACACUGAAGCAUGCAUGAGAGCACCAGCUGUUCCGGACGACUAUGUGAUCACGCUCUCCGUAGCCGAUGUGAGUAAGACUUUUAAGCAGGUCAACAUUCACAAGGCCGCAGGCCCAGACGGAUUACCAGGACGUGUACUCCGAGCAUGUGCUGACCAACUGGCAAGUGUCUUCACUGACAUUUUCAACAUGUCCCUGACUGAGUCUGUAAUACCAACAUGUUUCAAGCAGACCACCAUAGUCCCCGUGCCCAAGAACUCUAAGAUAACCUGCCUAAAUGACUACCGACCCGUGGCACUGACGUCUGUAGCCAUGAAGUGCUUUGAAAGACUGGUCAUGGCUCACAUCAACAGCAUAAUCCCAGAAACCCUAGACCCACUCCAAUUUGCAUACCGCCCCAACAGAUCCACAGAUGAUGCAAUCUCUAUCGCACUCCACACUGCCCUUUCCCACCUGGACAAGAGGAACACCUACGUGAGAAUGCUAUUCAUUGACUACAGCUCAGCAUUCAACACCAUAGUGCCCUCAAAGCUCAUCACUAAGCUAAGGAUCCUGGGACUAAACACCUCCCUCUGCAACUGGAUCCUGGACUUCCUGACGGGCCGCCCCCAGGUGGUAAGGGUAGGUAACAACACAUCUGCCACACUGAUCCUCAACACGGGGGCCCCUCAGGGGUGCGUGCUCAGUCCCCUCCUGUACUCUCUGUUCACCCAUGACUGCAUGGCCAGGCACGACUCCAACACCAUCAUUAAGUUUGCCGACGACACAACAGUGGUAGGCCUGAUCACCGACAACGAUGAGACAGCCUAUAGGGAGGAGGUCAGAGAUCUGGCCGUGUGGUGCCAGGACAACAACCUCUCCCUCAAUGUGACCAAGACAAAGGAGAUGAUUGUGGACUACAGGAAAAAAAAGAGGACUGAGCACGCCCCCAUUCUCAUCGACGGGGCUGUAGUGGAACAGGUUGAGAGCUUCAAGUUCCUUGGUGUCCACAUCACCAACGAACUAUCAUGGUCCAAACACACCAAGACAGUCGUGAAGAGGGCACGACAAAGCCUAUUCCCCCUCAGGAGACUAAAAAGAUUUGGCAUGGGUCCUCAGAUCCUCAAAAAAUUCUACAGCUGCACCAUCGAGAGCAUCCUGACUGGUUGCAUCACCGCCUGGUAUGGCAACUGCUUGGCCUCUGACCGCAAGGCACUACAGAGGGUAGUGCGUACGGCCCAGUACAUCACAGGGGCAAAGCUCCCUGCCAUCCAGGACCUCUAUACCAGGCGGUGUCAGAGGAAGGCCCUCAAAAUUGUCAAAGACUCCAGUCACCCUAGUCAUAGACUGUUCUCUCUGCUACCGCACGGCAAGCGGUACCGGAGUGCCAAGUCUAGGUCCAAAAGACUUCUCAACAGCUUCUACCCCCAAGCCAUAAGACUCCUGAACAGCUAAUCAUGGCUACCCGGACUAUUUGCACUGCCCCCCCACCCCAUACUGUUUACGCUGCUGCUACUCUGUUAAGUAUUUAUGCAUAGUCACUUUAACUCUACCCACAUGUACAUAUUACCUCAACUACCUCAACUAGCCGGUGCCCCCGCACAUUGACUAUGCAACGGUACCCCCCUGUAUAUAUAGCCUCCCUACUGUCACUUUAUUCUAUUGUGUAUAUAUAGCCUCCCUACUGUCACUUUAUUUUUACUUCUGCUCUUUUUUUCUCAACACUUUUUUUGUUGUUGUUUUAUUCUUACUUUUUUUGUUUAAAAUAAAUGCACUGUUGGUUAAGGGCUGUAAGUAAGCAUUUCACUGUAAUGUCUGCACCUGUUGUAUUCGGCGCAUGUGACCAAUAAAAUUUGAUUUGAUUUGAUUUGAUUUGGUGUCCUUGGCUGAGCAUGAGAAGCUGAACUGACAAACACUACACCUGGGAUAUAGUAGAUGCAUGCAUGUACGGGUAUUACAAAUGACAGGUUGUUAGCUGUAGCAGCAGGCUGUGUUAAAUGAGACAGAUGUUAGCUUUCUUAAUGUAUUUUCUGCCCUGAGGGAGGAGAGGAGUGGAGAGGAGAGUGGGUCCUUGUAGGUGGAGCAUCAGUUCUGAGUGUGGGUCAGCAAUUGGAGGUGACUGAUUGUUCUUGGAUCAGUGUUCAAUCAUCCAGCCUGUCUGUGUGUGACUGACUCUCUCUGUUUGUCUACUACAUUAUAAUAUACACACACAGAGACAUCUCCCCCCUCCUCCUCCACAUUAUAACACACAGAGACAUCUCCCCCCUCCUCCACAUUAUAACACACAGAGACAUCUCCCCCCUCCUCCACAUUAUAACACACAGAGACAUCUCCCCCCCCCCUCCUCCACAUUAUAACACACAGAGACAUCUCCCCCCUCCUCCCCCCACUUUAAAAAAAAAAGACACUCCCCCCUCCUCCACAUUAUAACACCAGAAAUCUCCCCCCCUCCUCCCAUUUUUAACACAUAGAGACAUCUCCCCCCCCCCCCCUCCACAUUUUUAAAAACAGAGAAAACCCCCCCCCCUCCUCCACAUUAUAACCUGAGACAUUCCCCCCCCCCCCUCCCCACAUUAUCAACAGAGACUCUCCCCCCUCCCUCCACAUUAUAAACAUAGAGACUCUCCCCCCCCCUCCACUUAAACACCAGAGACUCUCCCCCCCCCCCCCAAAAAUUAUAACAAUAGAAAAUCUCCCCCCCCUCCCCUUAUAACACAAGACUCCCCCCCCCCCUCCUCCACUUAUAACCCAAAAAAAAUCUCCCCCCCCCCCCACAUUAUAACCACAGAGCCAUCUCCCCCCCAAAUUAUAACACACAAGGGGCAUCUCCCCCCCCCUCCUCCAAUUAUAACCACGAACAUUCCCCCCCCUCCCCACUUAUAACACACAGAGACAUUCCCCCCCUCCUCCAAUUUUUAACAACAGAAACCCCCCCCCUCCUCCCCACUUAUAACACACAGAACAUCUCCCCCUCCUCCUCCACAUUAUAACCACAGAGACCUCCUCCCCUCCCCACAUUAUAACACACAAAAACAUCUCCCCCCUCCUCCUCCACAUUAAACACCAGAUAAAAUUCCCUCCCCACAUUUAAAAACCCCAAAACUCUCCCCCCCUCCCCACAUUAACACAUAGAGCAUCCCCCCUCCUCCUCCACAUUAAACACACAGGAAUCUCCCCCCUCCCCCUCCCCUUUUAACCCGGAAAACUCCCCCCCCUCCUCCACAUUUUAAAAACCCAGAAAUCUCCCUCCUCCACUUAAAACACACAGAACAUCUCCCCCCUCCCUCCACUUAUAACACAUAGAGACAUUUUUCCCCCCUCCUCCCCACAUUAUAAAACCCAGAGACAUUCCCCCCCUCCCCCCCAUUUAAAAAAGAACCUCUCCCCUCCUCCUCCCCCAUUAUAACACACAGGACAUCUCCUCCCCACCACAUUAUAACACACAGGGGCUCUCCCCCUCCCCACAUUAAAACCCCAGAGACAUCUCCCCCCCCCCCUCCACAUUAUAACCAUAAGAUCUCCCCCCUCUCCUCCCAAAAUUUUAAAACCCGAGACUCUCCCCCCUCCUCCUCCACAUUUUAAAACACAAGCCCCCCCUCCUCCUCCACAUUAAACAAAGAACAUCUCCCCCCCCCCCUCCCUUUUAAAAACCAGAGACCUCCCCCCCCUCCACAUUUUAAAACACAAGACAUUUCCCCCCCCCCCCCCCUCCACAUUAAACAACAGAACAUCCCCCCCCCUCCCAUUCUAAACACCAAAAACAUCUCCCCCCUUCUCCACUUAUAAAAACCCCAGACAUCUCCCCCCCUCCUCCACAUUAUAACACACAGAAAUCUCCCCCCCCCUCCUCCACAUUAAACAAAAGAGACAUCUCCCCCCCUCCUCGCCACAUUAUAACACACAGAGACAUCUCCCCCCCUCCUCCUCCACAUUAUAACACCACAGAGACUCUCCCCCCCCCUCCUCCACAUUAUAACACACAGAGACAUCUCCCCCCCUCCUCCUCCACAUUAUAACACACAGAGACAUCUCCCCCUCCUCCACAUUAUAACACACAGAGACAUCUCCCCCCUCCUUCUCCACAUUAUAACACACAGAGACAUCUCCCCCCCCCCCCCUCCUCCACAUUAUAACACCCAGAGACAUCUCCCCCCUCCUCCCUCCACAUUAUAACACACAGAGACAUCUCCCCCUCCUCCACAUUAUAACACACAGAGACAUCUCCCCCCCCCUCCUCCACAUUAUAACACACAGAGACAUCCCCCCCCCCCCUCCUCCUCCACAUUAUAACACAUAGAGACAUCUCCCCCCCUCCUCCACAUUAUAACACACAGAGACAUCUCCCCCCACCCUCCCCUCCACAUUAUAACACACAAGACAUCUCCCCCCUCCUCCUCCACAUUUUUAACACACAAGGACUCUCCCCCCCCCCUCCCCAAUUAUAACAUACAAAACAUCUCCCCCCUCCCCCCCACAUUUAACACCAGAGAAAUUCCCCCCCCCCUUUUCCACAUUUAAAACCCAGAGAACUCCCCCCCUCCUCCCCAUUUUUUAAAACACAGAGACAUCCCCUCCCCCUUUCCCCACAUUUAAAACCAAAGACAUCUCCCCCCUCCCCCUCCAAUUUAACACCAGAGACACUCCCCCCCCCCUCCCCCCAAAUUUCCAAACAAACCCCUUUCCCCCCUCCUCCCCACCCUUUCCCAAAAAUUUCCCCCCUCCUCCCCACAUUAUAAACCACGAACUUCCCCCCCCCCCCCCCCAAUUUACCCCCAAACUUCCCUCCUCCCCACCACAAUAAAACAAGAACAUCUCCCCCCCCCUCCUCCACUUUAAAACCACAAAAUCUCCCCCUCCUCCCCCUUUAACCCCUUCCCCCCCCCUCCCUCCAAAUUAUAAACCGAGACUCCCCCCCCUCCUCCCCCCCCAAAUUUUAACACACAGAACUCUCCCCCCUCCUCCACAUAAACACAAGAGACCCUCUUCCCCCCCCCCUCCACCACAUUAAACACACAGAGACCCUCUCCCCCCCCUCCACCCCAAUAUAAAAAACAGAGAAAACUCCCCCUCCUCCCCCCAUUAUAACACCGGGCAUCUCCCCCCCCUCCCAAUUAUAAACAAGAACAUCCCCCCCCUCCUCCAAUUAUAACACAAGACAUCUCCCCCUCCACCCCUUAUAACACCAAAAACAUCUCCCCCCCCCCCCCCCACAUUUUUAACCCAGAGACAUUUCCCCCCCCCUCCCCACAUUAUAAAACACAGAACAUCUCCCCCCCCCCUCCACUUAUAACACACAGGACAUCUCCCCCCCCCCUCCUCCCAUUAUAACACCAGAGACAUCUCCCUCCUCCUCCACAUUAUAACCCAGAACAUCCCCCCCCCCCCCCCCCUUUUAACACACAGAGACAAUUCCCCCCCCCCCCACAUUAUAAAACCCCAGAGACAUCUCCCCCCUCCUCCUCCACUUAUAAACCCCCGAGACAUCCCCCCCUCCUCCACAUUUAAAACCACGAGACAUCUCCCCCUCCUCCCCCAUUAUAACACACAGAGACUCUCCCCCCCUCCCCACAUUAAACACACAGAACAUCUCCCCCCUCCUCCACAUUAAACCACGAACUCUCCCCCCCCCCCCCCCCCCCACAUUAUAAACACAAGACUCUCCCCCCCCCCCUCCAAAUUAUAAAAACCCGAGACUCCUCCCCCCUCCUCCUCCACAUUAUACCCAGGCAUCUCCCCCCCCCCUCCACAUUAUCACCAGGACACUCCCCCCCCUCCUCCACAUUUAAAAAACAAGAGACAUUCCCCCCCCCUCCCCACAUUAAACCACAGAGACUCUCCCCCCCCCCCUCCACAUUUUUAAACCCCAAAAAAUUCCCUCCCCUCCCCACAUUAUAAACCAGAGACAUCCCCCCCCCCCCUCCAAUUAUAAAAACAAAGAUCUCCCCCCUCCUCCACAUUUUUAAACACAAACCCCCCCUCCCCCCCCCCUCCACAUUAUAAAACACAGAAAAAAUUCCCCCCUCCCAUUAUAACCCCAAAAGCUAGGGGCGUGGGGAAGAUUUUUACCCUGUUUUUUUAAAAUUUACCCUUUCCCUUUCUUACUUUUUUUCCCAAAAUUUUUCUUCCUUAUCCCAAAAAUUUUUCCUUCCUCCCUUUAAACCCUUUCCACAUAUUUCUUUUUCCUUAUCCCCAUAUUCCCCACUCCUUUUCCCCAAAUUUACCCAGUCCCUUUAAAAUUAUAAAACCCAUCCUUCUUUAUAUUUUUUUAAAUCCCCCCUUUUUUUUUUUACUUCUUAUCCUUUUUUUUUUUUAGUCCUCUUAAUAUUUCCUAGUCCUCUUUAUAUUUCCUUUGUCCCUUUUUUACUUCCUUGUCCUUUUUAAACCCCUUUCCCAGCCUUUUUAAAUUCUUUUCCAAAACCCAAGCCUUUGCCCAAACCCUUUUUCCCAAACCCAGCCCCCCCAGGCCCUUUUUAAAACCCUUUGGCCCCUUUAUAUUUCUUCCCUUUGUCUCUUUUAUUACUUUCCUUAGCCCCCUUUUUAAUUAAUUUUUCCUUACCUCCCUUUUUUAUUUCCUUAGUCCUCUUUAACUUACUAUAGGAGAUAUUCCUUAAGUCCUCUUUCAUAUUGUUCCUUCGAUGUCCCUCCUUAUAUUACUACUUCACUCACUUCUAAGCCUUCUUUGUUAUGAAGAUGUAGGUCUGUUAACCCACAUAGUGAUAGUAACCUAUCACAGGGCAGGAGUCUUUCUCUCUCUCUCUCUCAAUUCAAAUGGCUUUAUUGGCAUGGGAAACAUAUGUUUAAAUCGCCAAAGCAAGUGAAAUAGAUAAUAAACAAAAGUGAAAUAAUCAAUCAAAAAUGAACAUUACACUCACAAGGAAUAGACACAUUUCUAUAUACAGUGUUGUAACAAUGUGCAAAUAGUUAAAAGUUCAAAAGGGAAAUAAAUAAACAUAAAUAUGGGUUGUAUUUACAAUGGUGUUUGUUCUUCACUGGUUGCCCUUUCUUGUGGCAACAGGUCACAAAUCUUGCUGCUGUGAUGGCACACUGGUAUUUCACCCAACAGAUAUGGGAGUUUAUAAAAAUUGGAUUUGUUUUGGAAUUCUUUCUGGUUCUGUGUAAUCUGAGGGAAAUAUGUGUCUCUAAUAUGGUCAUACAUUUGGCAGGAAGUUAGGAAGUGCAGCUCAGUUUCCACCUCAUUUUGUGGGCAGUGUUCACAUAGCCUGUCUUCUCUUGAGAGCUCUCUCUCCUCUCUCUCUCUCUCUCUCUCUCUCCUCCUCCUCUCCUCUCUCUCUCUCUCUCUCUCCUCUCCUCUCUCUCUCUUAUCUCUCUCUCUCUCUCUCUCAAUUCAAUUUGCUUUAUUGGCAUUACGUAACAAUGUACAUAUUGCCAAAGCUUACUUUGGAGAUGUACAAUAUUAACAUAAUUAAUAAUAAUAAUCAAUAUUGUCAAUGGGACAACAGUAACAACAAUAACCAAGGGUCAAAAUAACCAUACAAUUGAACAUCUCUCUCUCUCUCUCUCUGCAGCUGUCUGUGAAAAUGAUCCUCCUCCUCCUAUACCUCUCUCUUUCUCCAGCAGUAGUCUAGUCACGUUCCCACUCUGUCCUCUAGAGUCCUCACCCCCUCUCUCUUCUCAUCUUCACCCCUCCUUUCCUUUUCUCUUCCUUCUGUCUCUCUCUGAAGACUCCUUGGCUGCUGCAUGUUUGAUGAGGUUCAUGAAAGAUGCAGAGUUUCCAUUGGCUUGUAGGGUGACCCAAUACCUGUCAAUACAACAUAUACUAACCAGGCUAAUGUAAAGACACACACACAGACACACACAGACACACAAAGCCCCGUCCUGUCCGAGCCAUAUCAGUAGAUCUGACUGUCAGGGGGACUCUGGGGGGAAAAGGUUGUGUUUCAUGUGUGACAUGUCUGUUCUCCCUAAAUGAACAAGAGCAGAGGAACACACACACACACACACACACACACACACUCACACACUAACACACUUACACACACACACGCUAACACACACACACACACACACACGGCUAUUCUCACUAAACAAGAGCGUGGGAGAGACGCAGGAGCAGCCUACCUGACCACCUUAACCCAAUCCUCCGUCCGACUGACAUUAACAUUUCAACACAGUAUUUAUCUGACACCUAAACCUUUCUCCGACCUACCUGGAAAGAUCCACAGCUUACCUGAUAGUUUUACCCUUCAUACCAAACACCUAGAUUAUUGACUUAGGGUGGAGGUUUGACGUAAGGGCCUUGGGCCUUAAAAUCCAAUGCAAAAUGUAUCUGAAAGUAUCUGAACCAAAAUGGAUGCAUCUAUGGGAAGAUGAACAGGACUUUCUCAUGCCAUAUUUAGUGAUGGGAGAGGAAGGAAUAAAAGGAAGAUAGGAACACUAUGAUAAACAACCCCAAGCCUCACAGCUGCAAAGAUAGGGUGUGUGGGUGUGUGGGGGUGGGUGUAGGAGGGGUGCUCUCUCUGGUCAAGGGCAUUAGGUCUAUUGUAUCUUUUCCAAAACAAACAUUGAGGAGACAGAGAGGAGUCACAGACCAGACGAACAACAGGUUAAAACAUUGAGGAGACAGAGAGGAGUCACAGACCAGACGACCAACAGGUUAAAACAUUGAGGAGACAGAGAGGAGUCACAGACCAGACGACCAAACAGGUUAAAUUGAGGAGACAGAGAGGAUCAAACCGAUGACCAACAGGGUAAACAUUUAGAGACAGAGAGGAGUCACAGACCAGACGACCAACAGGUUUAAAACAUUGAGGAGACAGAGAGGAGUCACAGACCAGACGACCAACAGGUUAAAACAUUGAGGAGACCAGAGAGGAGUCACAGACCAGACGACCAACAGGUUAAAACAUUGAGGAGACAGAGAGGAGUCACAGACUGGACGACCAACAGGUUAAAAAAACAUUGAGGAGACAAGAGGAAGUCACAGACCAGACGACACCAGGUUAAAACAUUGAGGAGACAGAGAGGAGUCACAGACCAGACGACCAACAGGUUAAAACAUUGAGGAGACAGAGAGGAGUCACAGACCAGACGACCAACAGGUUAAAACAUUGAGGAGACAGAGAGGAGUCACAGACCAGACGACCAACAGGUUAAAACAUUGAGGAGACAGAGAGGAGUCACAGACCAGACGACCAACAGGUUAAAACAUUGAGGAGGACAAGAGGAGUCACAGACCAGACGACCAACAGGUUAAAACAUUGAGGAGACAGAGAGGAGUCACAGACCAGACGACCAACAGGUUAAACAUUGAGGAGACAGAGAGGAGUCACAGACCAGACGACCAACAGGUUAAAACAUUGAGGAGACAGAGAGGAGUCACAGACCAGACGACCAACAGGUUAAAACAUUGAGGAGACAGAGAGGAGUCACAGACCAGACGACCAACAGGUUAAAACAUUAAGGAGACAGAGAGGAGUCACAGACAGACGACCAACAGGUUAAAAAAAAGAGCGAAGUUAAAAUAAGAAGGUUCUAGUUGUGGUGGGAACAGGGAAGCACUGUGUACUGUAUCUCUCUCUCGCUCUCCCUCGCUUUCUCUCUCUCGCUCUCUCUCUGUCUCUCACUUUCUCUCUCUCCCUCUCUCUGGCUUUCUCUCUCUCUCUCUCUCUGGCUUUCUCUCUGUCUCUUGCAUUCUCUCUUUCCCCCUCUCACUCCCCCCCCCUUCCCCCGCCUCUCUCUCUCUCACGUAUGCUGCAUGUUUAAUUAGUGUGAUUGUGUCCUCUAUCCUGUCUGGUCAUAGGUUUCUGCUACAAGGUUGCAUUGUGUAUGACACUCCUUUAUAAAGGUCAAUGGAGUCUGAAUAGGGAUUUGAUACGCUCAAGUUCUCAUAUAAAACUGUGCAUAGUGCGCAUGCACAACACAUGCACAACACAUGCACACGCACGACAAUCAUUGCCAGGGUUGAAGAGUGGGUUAGUGGUUUUUUGAGACCUAGUUGACCAUCCAGUCCAUACAGAGUGAAUGUGAAGUGAAUGCACCACUACCCAGGUCUCAGAUCAUACAUAAUGAACACAGGAGAUUAGACCCAGCAAAUACACACACCGUCUCAGAGCUGUGCUAUUGUUGAGCUCAUUCACCUUGCAUGGUCUCCCACAUGAUGGGCACACACUGUAUUGCCAGGCUAGUAUCAACCUCUGUGAUCUCUAAGGAUGGCUGACCCUGACAGUGUUGUGGUUUAUAGUUUGGUCAUCUUACAGUGUUGUGGUUCAUGGUUCAGUCAACUGACAGUGUUGUGGUUCAUGGUUCAGUCAACUGACAGUGUUGUGGUUCAUGGUUGGGUCAAUUGACAGUGUUGUGGUUCAUUGUUGGGUCAAUUGACAGUGUUAUGGUUCAUGGUUGGGUCAACUGACAGUGUUGGGGUGCAUGGUUGGUCAACUGACAGCAGCAUGGAUGUUGGUCCGGUCAACUGACAGCAACAUGGAUGUUGGUUCGGUCAACUGACAGCAACAUGGUUGUUGGUUCGGUCAACUGACAGCAACAUGGUUGUUGGUUCGGUCAACUGACAGCAACAUGGUUGUUGAUUCGGUCAACUCACAGCAACAUGGUUGUAGGAAUGGUUGGCUCAAUGGUUGUGACAUGACUGAUAGGAUGACAGGAGGUUGUUGUUGGAUGGACUGCAGUUAAACCACCACUUUACAUUUACGUCAUUUAGCAGACGCUCUUAUCCAGAGCGACUUACAAAUUGGACUUAAACUGGUUUCAGAAGCUCCUGGGUUGAAUCAAUGCUUAACUUGUAGAGAGAUAGCUGAAUGUUCAUCUUUAUAAUUCACCAGGAGUAGUUCACUCAGUAACAAUUGCCACUGUUUUCCAGGGAGUCCUGGGAUUAUAUAUCUUUAUCCUAAUGUGUAAAUGUAUUGUUUAAUAUAUUGUUGAAUAUAUAGUCUGAAUAUAUUAUUGAAUACAUUGACUGGGAAAUGUACUAAUCAAUGUUUUGUUAUUUGUCUGUUUCAGAUUGGUGCUUAUGACCAACAGAUUUGGGAGAAGUCUGUUGAACAAAGAGAAAUCAAGGUAACCUUUUUGAUUUAGGUCCAAUCAUAACACUUUUUGUCAAUCAUCUUUUGCAAACUUCAUCAAAUAUUUAGACCCCUUUUAUCUUUCUCUACCCUUUUCUGGAACAUUGUAUGAGUGUCUUCUGUCGGUCUGUCUGGCUCACUGUCGCUCUCUUUCUCUGUCUGGCUCACUGUCGCUCUCUUUCUCUGUCUGGCUCUCUGUCGCUCUCUUUCUCUGUCGCUCUCUUUCUCUGUCUGGCUCUCUUUCUCUGUCUCUCUGUCUCUCUCUCUCUCUCUCUCUCUCUCUCUCUCUCUCUCUCUCUCUCUCUCUCUGUCUCUGUCUCUGUCUCUGUCUCUGUCUCUGUCUAUGUCUCUUUCUCUCUCUGUCUGUCAGUUUCUGACUGUGCCAUCAGUGCCGUCAUAUUUUCAGUUGACUUCUUCCCCUCUUGCUGGUGCCGUUUGUCUUUCUCUGUCUGUCCAUCACUCCUAAAUGUGCAGUUUAUUAGACUGGUGAGUACUGCAGCACAGGAAGUCAGAUUGAAAUCAGACACUAGAUUGUGAUUGGCUGAGUUGGUUUGUUUCUAUGUUUAUUCCUGGCCUGCUUCUUAACCACUGACUGACUGGCUGACUAGCUGGCUGACUGACUGGCUGACUGACUGGCUGACUAGCUGGCUGACUGACUGGCUGACUGACUGGCUGACUAGCUGGCUGACUGACUGGCUGACUAGCUGGCUGACUGACUGGCUGACUGACUGGCUGACUAGCUGGCUGACUGACUGGCUGACUAGCUGGCUGACUGACUGGCUGACUAGCUGGCUGACUGACUGGCUGACUAGCUGGCUGACUGACUGGCUGAUUGGCACACAACUUUGUUUGAAAGAGACGUUUACAUAAUAUGGUAAUGCCAAUCAACUUCAUGUGUUUUCAGUGUUUCCCUUGGAAUUUUUUCAACAGUUGUGGCAAAAUUAGCAUGGGAGUGGGUCAGUGGGUGUGGCCAAUGGCGCGGCUUCUGACUGAAAAUUGUAGAGGUCUUCCUCUUGGCCGCAGAGACAAAAUGUUGCGGUUUUAAAGCUAAUUUCCUGCCAUUGUACACAUUUUGCCAUGGACGGAGAGAAAAUGUUACAUUUUAAAGCUAGUUUUCUGCAAUUCUACACAUUUUGGCAUGGGGCUGAGGGAACAAAUUCUUUUUUAAAGCUAAUUUCCUGCAAUUGUACACAUUUUGCCAUGGCUUUAUGCCAUGUUCUCAUGCUAUCUGAGUGACUCAAACACAAAAGCUAUGCCAUGCCAUGCCAUUUUAAAUUUUUUAGAUUCUCCAUGACUGUCUAGUUUUUAUUAUGGUGAUUGUUAAUAUGAUCUUAUUUUAAAAUAUAUAACUCCGUUAUAUUUUCUACAUACUUUAAACAAAUGUUGGCGGCAACGAUUUAGAAGCGGCAGCCCGCCACUGCUAAAUUAGUGAUAGGGGAAACACUGGUUUUAUUUCACUACAGAUGAAAGUAAAAUCAUAAAAACGUCAUAGUAACAUGAACAUAUAAUAACAUGAUGUAAUUAUUUACUGUCUGUAAUGGUCUGUGACCUGCACAGAGAGCAGAGAAUCCCACCAAGUGGACCCACCGUAAUCAGAGGACUGAAACAGCUGUUUCACCUGCCUGCUUCAGUUCAUGACCUUUCGCCUCUAGACCCCUCUUUCAUCCCUCACUCCUUCUAGAAAGAGAACAAAGCAUCGCCCUUCAUCACCCGUCCCCUCAUAUCGGCUUGAGCUCACAGACAGAAUGUAAACAGACACUCUCCAUUUAAUGAUCUCAAAGUCUCAAACACACAGUGGCUUCCCAUCCGUCAGACUAGAUUUUAUAACAGUUUCAUGUAAACGGUCCCUCUGGGUUUCGACCUGUAGUUUACCAACCACUGGCCCAUCUUUAGCAUCCAACAGGGCAGACGUGGGCCAGUUACUGUGUCUGCAGCUUUGUGUGCAUGAACAACUGACAAGGGCUCACACAUGCCAUAAGAAAGUAGCUUUGACAACAUUGCCAAGCAUAUAGUCUAAAUAUGUAUUUUUGUACUGAGAUAAAACACGACAGGAAAGGCUUAUUCAUGCCCCCUGGUGGUAGUGAUGAUGAAUUACAGUAGGUUUCUCUUAUCUUAUCUCACAAGCAAAACAUUCCUUUAAAGACGAAUAGAAAAGAGAUUUAUAUAGAUAGAGCAAUAUAGAUAACUAGUCAGAGUAAUGUAUUUGAAAAGCAGUUAAGGUAGGUUUAACUCCUAGGUAGAGACAGAACCCACUCCUUUUAGUUGAGGUAGGUUUAACUCCUAGGUAGAGACAGAACCCACUCCUUUUAGUUGAGGUAGGUUUAACUCCUAGGUAGAGACAGAACCCACUCCUUUUAGUUGAGGUAGGUUUAACUCCUAGGUAGAGACAGACACCACUCCUUUUAGUUGAGGUAGGUUUAACUCCUAGGUAGAGACAGAACCCACUCCUUUUAGUUGAGGUAGGUUUAACUCCUAGGUAGAGACAGAACCCACUCCUUUUAGUUGAGGUAGGUUUAACUCCUAGGUAGAGACACACCACUCUUUUCUUUCCCUGUUCCAGUCCUGUCGGUCUAUAAAACAGUUUAUAGCAGUAAUAAAGAGGAAGAGGAAGCUAUCGAUCGUCUUGUCUAAUCAUCAUUUACACACACACACACACACACACACACACACACACACACACACACACACACACACACACACACACCUAGAGAGUGUCAACUCAUUGCCUGGUGCUUUAAGAUAAGGUCUUUGAUUAAGUUCCUGUAUUGCUGUAUACAGAGAGAGAAGGUCACCAUUUGACCUUUGGGUAAAUAUUAGCAUGUGAGAGUCUGUUAGGAUAGACAGUAUUAUACUACAGGGAUGUGUUCAGUAGGGCACACUGUAGCAAAACAUUUAGCAACAGAACAUGAAAAUACUUCUAGGUCAUGUUCAUUAGGACAUGCAACAGAAAACAUUUUACAACAGAAAAUGAAUAUACAGGGUUUCUUAUUGGUAAAGUCCAGGUAGUCCCUCCCUGUUUCAGUGUUUUUUCUUCUGUUUGGUACCUAAUGAACAGAGCCCAGUCUCCCAUAACCUAGGGAGGAGAUUUACUCUAGUACAUGCACGGUUCAUCCGUUAAUUAUAUACAGUAAGUCUAUGGGGCCAUCAGGGUCUGAAUAUAUCCAUGCACUGUAAAUAAGGCCUCUGUCUGUCAGUCAGCCACUUGUAAUUGAACAGAGCAACACAAUAGCUUCAUGGUGUUGACUCCAUUGGUGCAGACCGAUAGUGAACUGGUCACAUGUAGGACACAGUGUGUGUGUGUUAAUGUAUUAGUGGAAUGCGUUUUGAUCCAGCAAGGCCUCAACGUCAUGUAGUUUGUCCUGUGUUCGGUGUGUUUGGCACGGCGUGCUGCACCCACUGUGUGAGGAUCUAUCAUGUAGUGCCCUAUAUGGCUAGUAGGGUUUCAUAUGUCUGUGAGUGCACCAAAGGUUACAUUCUAACUUAAGAUGUGCGUGCAUAACUCAAAAUUCUGCACAAACAUCCUGUGGAUUGUUUACAGAGUUACCCACGCAUAUCUGAACUUACAAUCUGGCCCUUAGAGAAUGUAUGUCUGUCUGUGUCUGUGUGUCUGUCUGUCUGUCUCUGUCUGUGUGUCUGUCUCUGUGUCUCUGUGUCUGUGUGUCUGUCUGUCUGUCUGUCUCUGUGUCUCUGUCUGUCUGUCUGUCUGUCUCUGUGUCUCUGUGUGUCUGUCUGUCUCUGUGUCUCUGUCUGUCUGUCUGUCUGUCUGUCUGUCUGUCUGUCUGUCUGUCUGUCUGUCUGUCUGUCUGUCUCUCUCUCUCUCUGACCCUGUACUGCUCCUCUCCAGGGCCUGAGGAACAAGCCGAAGAAGACAGGUCAUGUGAAACCAGACCUCAUUGAUGUGGACCUAGUGAGAGGUAAGGGUGGAGGACACAACACCAGCACUCUAACGGUUUCAUUCAAAACUCAGACACCCACGUUGGCAACCAUGUUGGCUUUCUGUCCCAGUCAAACCUGUUGGCGGAGCAUGAUAGUACUACGUUAGUGUCAAUGUAGAUGUGUCUCCACUGCUCACAUGAUGCAACCCAGGUGUAGAAGUCCAAAAUGGCCACUCUAUUGUUACUUUACUCUCUCUCCUUCACUUUCACUCACUCUCUCUGUUGAAUUAUUCAGUCCAUCACAUCAGACUCCUCUCUGUUUAGUUUCCACUCAUUGCUUUUUAAUGCCCACAUCCCAGGCUGAGAGAGAGAGGGAGAGGAGAGAGAGUGAGAGGGAGAGGAGAGAGGGAGAGGAGAGAGAAUUAGAGGAGAGAGGGAGAGGAGAGGGAGAGAGCGAGAGGAGAGGGAGAGGAGAGAGAGAGAGGCCGAGACUAUAGAGAGGGCGAGAGGGAGAGAGGUGAGUAGGAGAGACGGGUGGAUAUUGCUUCGUCUCGAGGGUUUUAGCUGACUGUCUACAGGGAAAGUCCAUCCCAUCAUCUCUCUCCGCUCUCCUCUCUCUGCUCUCUCGCUCUCUCUUUCUCUCUCUCUAUCUCCUCUCAGCCUUCUCUGUCUUCGGUUACUUUCUAUUUCUGGGGGGUGUGUUUCUAUGUGAUAUAGAUAGUUAGAGAUAUAGCUGGGUGUGUGUUUAUUUCCCCUUGCCUGGCUAGAUUGCUUAGCAGGGUUCGUGUUUCAUUCACUAACAAAUGUCCCCGGGGCCCCUUCCCAUGGGGCAACUGUGCAAUGCCCCAGUACUUAUUAAACCAAGGGACCCACACGGGGGAAGGCACCCGUUCCUGAUGGGGUCAUUAUGUAAUGCUGAGGGAUUUACCAUGGGGAAGCCAGUCUCUACUGAGGAAUUGUGUUUGUAACAGUAGACUUACUAAUGUUGUUGUUGGUCCCGUUUAUUUUCUUGUUUCCCAGGGAUAGCCCCUCUUCUGGAGCCACGAAAUCUGACCAGGAAGGGUCUCGUCAGGGUGGUGUUGUUCCCCUUCUUUUUCAGAUGGUGGAUUCAGGUCACCUCCAGAGUUAUCUUCCUCCUCCUCCUCCUCCUCUACCUGCUACAAGGUACCUACUUAACCCUAACCUCCAGAGUCAUCCUCCUCCUCCUCCUCUUCCUCUACCUACUACAAGGUACUUACCUAACCCUAACCUCCAGAGUCAUCCUCCUCCUCCUCCUCUACCUGCUACAAGGUACCUACUUAACCCUAACCUCCAGAGUCAGACCUAUAUUAUGAAGACCUAUAUUAUGAAGACUUAUAUUAUGAAGACCUAUAUUAUGAAGACUUAUAUUAUGAAGACAUUUAUUAUGAAGACCUAUAUUAUGAAGACCUAUAUUAUGAAGACCUAUAUUAUGAAGACCUAUAUUAUGAAGACAUUUAUUAUGAAGACCUAUAUUAUGAAGACAUACAGUGAGGGAAGAAAGUAUUUGAUCCCCUGCUGAUUUUGUAUGUUUGCCUACUGACAAAGACAUGAUCAGUCUAUAAUUUUAAUGGUAGGUUUAUUUGAACAGUGAGAGACAGAAUAACAACAAAAAAAUCCAGAAAAACGCAUGUCAAAAAUGUUAUAAAUUGAUUUGCAUUUUAAUUAGGGAAAUAAGUAUUUGACCCCUCUGCAAAACAUGACUUAGUACUUGGUGGCAAAACCCUUGUUGACAAUCACAGAGGUCAGACGUUUCCUGUAGUUGGCCACCAGGUUUGCACACAUCUAAGGAGGGAUUUUGUUCCACUCCUCUUUGCAGAUCUUCUCCAAGUCAUUAAGGUUUCAAGGCUGACGUUUGGCAACUCAAACCUUUAGCUCCCUCCACAGAAUUUCAAUGGGAUUAAGGUCUGGAGACUGGCUAGGCCACUCCAGGACCUUAAUGUGCUUCUUCUUGAGCCACUCCUUUGUUGCCUUGGCCGUGUGUUUUGGGUCAUUGUCAUGCUGGAAUACCCAUCCACGACCCAUUUUCAAUGCUCUGGCUGAGGGAAGGAGGUUCUCACCCAAGAUUUGACGGUACAUGGCCCCGUCCAUCGUCCCUUUGAUGCGGUGAAGUUGUCCUGUCCCCUUAACAGACAAACAACCCCAAACCAUAAUGUUUCCACCUCCAUGUUUGACGGUGGGAUUGGUGUUCUUGGGGUCAUAGGCAGCAUUCCUCCUCCUCCAAACACGUCGAGUUGAGUUGAUGCCAAAGAGCUCGAUUUUGGUCUCAUCUGACCACAACACUUUCACCAAGUUCUCCUCUGAAUCAUUCAGAUGUUCAUUGGCAAACUUCAGACGGCCCUGUAUAUGUGCUUUCUUGAGCAGGGGGACCUUGCGGGCGCUGCAUGAUUUCAGUCCUUCACAGCGUAGUGUGUUUUCUUGGUGACUAUGGUCCCAGCUGCCUUGAGCUCAUUGACAAGAUCCUCCCGUGUAGUUCUGGGCUGAUUCCUCACCGUUCACAUGAUCAUUGCAACUCCACGAGGUGAGAUCUUGCAUGGAGCCCCAGGCCGAGGGAGAUUGACAGUUAUUUUGUGUUUCUUCCAUUUGCGAAUAAUCGCACCAACUGUUGUCACCUUCUCACCAAGCUGCUUGGCGAUGGUCUUGUAGCCCAUUCCAGCCUUAUGUAGGUCUACAAUCUUGACUGUUGACUGUGCCUUUAAACAGCUUGGAAAAUUCCAGGAAAUGAUGUCAUGGCUUUAGAAGCUUCUGAUAGACUAAUUGACAUAAUUUGAGUCAAUUGGAGGUCUACCUGUGGAUGUAUUUCAAGGCCUAUCUUCAAACUCAGUGCCUCUUUGUUUGACAUCAUGGGAAAAUCAAAAGACAUCAGCCAAGACCUCAGAAAAGAAAUUGUAGACCUCCACAAGUCUGGUUCAUCCUUGGGAGCAAUUUCCAAAUGCCUGAAGGUACCACGUUCAUCUGUACAAACAACAGUACGGAACUAUAAACACCAUGGGACCACGCAGCCGUCAUACCGCUCAGGAAGAAGACGCGUUCUGUCUCCUAGAGAUGAACGUACUUUGGUGCGAAAAGUGCAAAUCAAUCCCAGAACAACAGCAAAGGACCUUGAAGAUGCUGGAGGAAACAGUUACAAAAGUAUCUAUAUCCACAGUAAAAUGAGUCCUAUAUCGACAUAACCUGAAAGGCCGCUCAGCAAGGAAGAAGCCACUGCUCCAAAACCGCCAUAAAAAAGCCAGACUACGGUUUGCAACUGCACAUGGGGACAAAGAUCGUACUUUUUGGAGAAAUGUUCUCUGGUCUGAUGAAACAAAAAUAGAACUGUUUGGCCAUAAUGACCAUCGUUAUGUUUGGAGGAAAAAGGGGGUCGCUUGCAAGCCAAAGAACCCCAUCCCAUCCGUGAAGCAUGGGGGUGACAGCAUCAUGCUGUGGGGGUGCUUUGCUGCAGGAGGGACUGGUGCACUUCACAAAAUAGAUGGCAUCAUGAGGAAGGAAAAUGAUGUGAAUAUAUUAAAGCAACAUCUCAAGACAUCAGUCAGGAAGUUAAAGCUUGGUCGCAAAUGAGUCUUCCAAAUGGACAAUGUUGUGGCAAAAUGGCUUAAGGACAACAAAGUCAAGGUAUUGGAGUGGCCAUCACAAAGCCCUGACCUCAAUCCUAUAGAACAUUUGUGGGCAGAACUGAAAAAGCGUGUGCGAGCAAGGAGGCCUACAAACCUGACUCAGUUACACCAGCUCUGUCAGGAGGAAUGGGCCAAAAUUCACCCAACUUAUUGUGGGAAGCUUGUGGAAGGCUACCCGAAACAUUUGACCCAAGUUAAAUAAUUUAUUUGGCAAUGCUACCAAAUACUAAUUGAGUGUAUGUAAACUUCUGACCCACUGGGAAUGUGAUGAAAGAAAUAAAAGCUGAAAUAAAUCAUUCUCUCUACUAUUAUUCUGACAUUUCACAUUCUUAAAAUAAAGUGGUGAUCCUAACUGACCUAAGACAGGGAAUAUUUCCUAGGAUGAAAUGUCAGGAAUUGUGAAAAACUGAGUUUAAAUGUAUUUGGCUAAGGUGUAUGUAAACUUCUGACUUCAACUGUAUUAUGAAGACAUUCAUUAUGAAGACAUUUAUUAUGAAGACCUAUAUUCUGAAGACCUAUAUUCUGAAGACCUAUAUUCUGAAGACCUAUAUUCUGAAGACCUAUAUUCUGAAGACAGUUAUUAUGAAGACAGUUAUUAUGAAGACAUUUUGGUAUUCGGCAAGGUUUUUUAUCGGUUUGGGCACACCAAAAACAUUCUCGAGGCAAGCCGAAGUCGGUAUUUCUUGAGUUAUCUUAGAUUAAUUCUGACUAUUUUGAGGAAGUGUAUAUUGGCUACGGCGUCUCAAGAUGGACAAACAGUACUAUUGCUUGUUUUUCAAGCGAAGGUCUUUUAAGGGAACAUUCGUUCGGUUGGCCUAGCCGAGUUCAGCUAGGAGCCAGCCCAACCAAAGUAUGCGGAAGGCUUAAGUCUCACCCACAUUCCUUCUCCACAGUUAGUUUUGAUACUGUUUCCUUCAGUGUGUUGUUGCCCUAUGCUUGUGUAGACAUGCAUACUGUACCUUUCUCUGGCUCUGGCUGGUCAUGGGGAAAUUCCAGCCUUGAACCUGUGACUGUGUGUUAGAUAGUAAGUACACACACACAAACUGCUCUAGUUCUUCAUCCAAUAAACAGAAACAGAACAGGGCCUGUCUUUAGUCGCCUGCCUUCUGAAUGAAUUUGAAUUACAGGAGAGCUAUUUCUGGGCCUCUCCAAACGCAUGACCCCUCGUGUGUGUUUGUGUGUGCUUGUGUGGCCCCUACUCCUUUCAAAGCACUGCCUUUUCCACACACACACACACGGUUGAGUGUUCUCAUAUACCCAAGAACACUGAUAGCAGAGGUAUUGACAGGAUACCCCUCCUUUUCCACACACUUACAUAUUGACCUUGAGUACAUCAAAACAAAUGACCCCUCUCUCAAUACCUCCCUGUAUCAGUAUGUGUGGUACUAUAAGUUUGUUAGUGAGCAGCCAAGGUGACCAGUUGUGUUACCACACCCUCACCCCUCCCUCUCAUCCCUCCAGCCCUCCUUUACACCCCACCCUCUUUCCAUCUCCUUCUCACCCCGGCUAAAUGUUCAAUAUAAACUAUUGACAGGAAGUCUAGCGGAAGUGGAGAAUAUCCCAAAUACAUGCAGCGCAUAACACUUUCCAUAUCUCUCUCUCUCUCUCUCUCUCCUCUCUCUCGCUCUCUCUCUCUCUGUCUCUCUCUCUCUCUCUCGCUCUCUCUCUCUCUGUCUCUCUCUCUCUCGCUCUCUUCUCCAUAUCUCUCUCGCUCUCUCUCUCUCUCUCUCUCUCUCGCUCUCUUCUCCAUAUCUCUCUCUCUCUCCAGUGGCUGCUGCAGUGUUAUUCUUCACCAUCCCCCACCCCCACAGUAUCCCGACCACAGAGGUGUUUGGGGCGAUAUGGCUGAUGCUGUUACUGGGGACAGUGCACUGCCAGAUCGUCUCCACACGCACCCCCAAACCCACCAGCAGCAGCAGCUCUGGCAAGAGAAGAAGGUGGGGAGAAGGGGAUGGAGAGGGAGGAAGGGAGGGAGGGAGGGAGGGAGGGAGGAAGGGGGAGAGGGAGGGCGGGAGGGAGGGAGGGAGAGGGGGAGAAGGGGAGAGGGAAGAAAUGGAUGAAUGAAUGAAUGAAUGAGAGGGAGGGAGAGAGAGAGUGGGGUAAAGGGGGUUAUUACAUAGAUAAUGUAUCCAUACCUCUGUGUUGUUUUAGUGUUUCCUGUUUGAUGUGCUUUCUGCUCUGAGAUAGACCUGUAUGACCUAGCUACUGUUUUAAAAGGCCUCUCAGUGUGACACACUACAGGUCAGUUCCCCAGUCACUGGUCAGAUCGGGGGGGGUUCCAUUGGACUGUGUGUGUUGAAUCAUGGUUCCCCCCCUCUCUUCUGGUCAUGUGACCAGGGAACUGCCCCCACACACGCUUCCUGUCCCAUUGUAGAUUUUUUAAAGGCUGUGAUUUCCUGCCAGAGCGUAGUGGCUCGUAAAUGUGUGCCAGGACGCAUAACGCCAUUAGCCUUUUCCCAGAUCUGUUGGUGCUCUUGGCAAGAUGCCACAAACAGAUCUGGGACCAGGCUGUAAUGUCACUAUAGCUAGCUAGCUAUGCCCAAAACCCACUACCUUUGGCUUGCACAGUACUGACAAAUUUCAGACUUCUAGAAGAAAAUUGAUCCACGUCAUGGCGUGGCUAACAAAAACAAAGAAAACGGGUGUUUGGAAAUCUACAUAGUUGAGAGAUUGUAAAGACAGUAUAGACAUUGUGAGACACAAAUAGCAGCUUUAAUGGACAGCAUACUAGAUUUUCCAGAAUCUCCCCAUGUGGAAGCUAUCAUCGGUUAAGGAAGAGACCUACUGUCUACUGUUACUGUACACCCUCAUCUCAUAGCGCAGCGUUGUUCACUCACUCAGACUCCAGAUGCGGUCAGGAAUCAACCACCAAACUACUUUCUCCUUCCUUUCUUCCCUUAACCUCAAAUCUGCGUUGUUUUCUCUCUCUGAACCAAACGCUACCACUCCAUUACCCUGACUGACCUUAAGUAACUUGUCCUCAUGCCCACUAGAUGGUUGACUCGUCAGUGUUUGAGUGGAUCUGUUAUCUGUUAUUAUAUGAUAUUCAGUGCAUUCGGAAAGCAUUCAGACCCCUCCAUAUUUUGUUACAUUGCAGCCUUAUUCUAAAAUUGAUUUUUUUUUUUAAAUGUCCCGCUCAUCAAUCUACAACCCAUAAUGACAAAGCAAAAACUGGUUUUUAGAUUUUUUUUUGCAAAUGUAUAAAAAAUAAAAACAGAUAUCUGUUAUUAUGUAAAAAGUGGAGACUGGAGACUCUCACGUCGGGAAAUGGAGAAACAGUCUGAUCAAAACCGGUUGUUAGCUAAGCUGCCAGUCAGACAGUUAAUUACCAUCCUCCUCUUGUAGGAGUAGAUGAACCAUUCAAUCAAAUCUCUCUAUUUUCAGCUUGUUGUUGAUGGCUCUCCAAGUCUAAUCCCAGUAAAUCCAAUCAUAUUUCCAGUUAUUGUAUAUUAUGAGAACACAGUCUAAUCUACCGCGUUAGUAUAAAUAUGAAUCGCUCUGACAGCUGGAUAUGAAUCAAAUGUUUUGCUUCGAUCAAAACCGCUCAUUCCUGACCAGAUCUGAUGUAACACACAUUGCUGCCAUUGAAUCAACCGUUUUCAUUCAUUUUGUAUCUUCCCUCUUGUGGUAAAAAGAAUGAAAGGGGUAUUAUUUUAAUGACUUCAUAUGAUUUAUUUCUUCAAUCACAACAACAGUGAUUCCUGUCUGGACCUCUCUCUCUAAGUACUCUGCACUUUCUUAUUGAUCUUUCUUGACCAAAGGCGUUUAAGGAAGGCAGCUCAUUUGGAUGUACAUAGGGAAGGAGAUGGUUCUAGCACUACUGAUAACACCCGGGAAGGGGGACCACACUCCCACGGUGCCGCCACCGGCUCACCUUACAGCCUGGGCAUCGCUCUCUUCAGAGAUUUCUGGCAUGAUAUCUGUAAAGCGGGGUGUGUAUUUUACCCUCUCGUGAGGUUACUAAAGAACCCUAUCUCUCUCUGAUAUAGCUGCAAUAUCCCUUGGAUUCCACCCGGAUUAUGAUAAUGAUCCAUUCAUAAAUAUCCCUCUCUAUUGGAUGAGAAAACUGAGUCAUAUACAUUGUAAAUAUAUGUUUAUGAAAAUCAUUCUUCCCACUAAAUGAUAAACAUUAUCUGUUAUUAAACGUGGUGUUAUUUUAACUGGACACACACAGAGGGGAUACAUAUUCAAAUCCGUUUCAACGUGAAUUUGAUUAUUAACUUGUCUCGACAUUCAGGUUUCUCAGGGUGCCAAAGUAUGUGGAAGGAGAGGUCUGUCUUUCCAUCUUGGUUAUCAUUUUUCUGUGUGUGGAAAAAGGGAUUUUGCAGCUUUGUUUUUGUAGCCGAUGUUACGGCAUGUUUAUUUUUCUACAAUUCAAGCAACGGCCAAGAGAAGCAUGGAGCAAAAGAUCUAGAAACAUAAAUACAAGUAUUAGUAAAGGCUUUAUAGUUGUUAAAAGGGAUCUGGCUGAAUAUGCAAAACCAUCACUGGUGAAGUUUUUGACACUUUCAAUCUAAAAACGGAAAAACACUUUAGUAAAAAUCCAACCUUUUCACACCAGAAAUCUAAUCGGCACUGUCAGUCAUCUUUAUUUGUCAUCAGUAAACUUUAUUUGAAUUCAGUUUAGUAGCACCGGUAACCCAUCCCAUUUAGAACCUAGUUUCUCUGCUCCCAUGCCAUUGCUUCAAUCAGUACCAACUUGAUCCAAGUGAUUCUGUCUUGUUUUGAUUUCUGCAUGCUGGAUGGACGUGGACUGUCUACCUGUCCUGUCUCUCCACCUCCCCCCUUUAACCUCCCCCUCCAUCUCUCCCCUCAGGUCUAAGAAGUCCAAGCUGUCCAUAGACAAGUCCACAGAGACAGAUAACGGCUAUGUGUCUCUGGAUGGAAGGAUAACCAAUAAGAGCAGUGAGGAGGGGCUACAGGUCCAUGAUGGAGGAUCUCACCACUGUGACCUGCUGCCGAGGUCAGACGAGACGUGUUGGACCGGACCCCCGCCUCUCACCACACUGCUGCUGCCCCCCGUCAGCAAGGUAAACAACAAGGUAACACACACACACACACACACACACACACCACCACGCAACACACUGCUACUGCCCUCCGUCAGCAGGUAAACAAGGUAGCUAAUGAACACACACACACCACCACGCAACACACUGCUACUGCCCUCCGUCAGCAGGUAAACAAGGUAGCUAAUGAACACACACACACACACCACCACGCAACACACUGCUACUGCCCUCCGUCAGCAGGUAAACAAGGUAGCUAAUGAACACACACACACACCACCACGCAACACACUGCUACUGCCCUCCGUCAGCAGGUAAACAAGGUAGCUAAUGAACACGAACAAACACCACCACGCAACACACUGCUACUGCCCUCCGUCAGCAGGUAAACAAGGUAGCUAAUGAACACGAACACACACACACACCACCACGCAACACACUGCUGCUGCCCUCCGUCAGCAGGUAAACAAGGUAGCUAAUGAACACGAACACACACACACACCACCACGCAACACACUGCUGCUGCCCCCCGUCAGCAGGUAAACAAGGUAGCUAAUGAACACGAACACACACACACACCACCACGCAACACACUGCUGCUGCCCCCCGUCAGCAGGUAAACAAGGUAGCUAAUGAACACGAACACACACACACACCACCACGCAACACACUGCCACUGCCCUCCGUCAGCAGGUAAACAAGGUAGCUAAUGAACACGAACACACACCACCACGCAACACACUGCCACUGCCCUCCGUCAGCAGGUACACACACCACCACGCAAACACUGCUACUGCCCUCCGUCAGCAGGUAAACAACAAGGUAACACACACACACACACACACCACCACGCAACACACUGCUACUGCCCUCCGUCAGCAGGUAAACAAGGUAGCUAAUGAACACGAACACAACUGUCCUAAAACAGGUGAGUUUAGCCUUGUAUAAAUAGACUACAGUCUGGUAUGAAUCUGUCCAUUCGGUCUUCUCAGGAGACCCAGAGCCAUGGUGUGGGCGUGGAGAACAUUUCUGAUGAGGCGUCUAGUGAGGAGGAUCCCGAAGCGUCCUACACCGCCAUCCGUAGGGGUGUAGAGCGCAUCAGCAGCGACUGCACGCUGCGCAACAGGAAACCACAUCACUACAAGAAACACUACACCAACAACACUGAGGUGGGUGACCCCCACACCACCCAGGUUGGUCACACUCACACAGAGACACGCACAGCGACUCACACACACACUUACAUACAGUACAUACUGACAUCAUACACACACACACACACUUACCUACAGUACAUACAUACACAUACCCACACACACACAUAGACAGUUAAUAGACACGCUCCCAAACGUGUGGAUACACUUAGCUACUACAUACACCCAUACACUCACCAUUACUCUCUCUCUCCUCCUCUCGCUCUCUCUCUCUCUCUCUGUAGGAGACUCCCAAGUCCGGUACCAGCUGUAGUUCUCGGUGCUCCAGCUUGCGGACCCAGGACUCCGAGAGCACCAGACAUGAGUCAGAGACAGAGGACCUGCUGUGGGAGGACUUCCUGCACUGUACUGAGUGUCGCUCCUCCUGCACCAGUGAGACAGAGGGAGAGGGAGCUGCAGUCUGCCCUGCUACCAAGAAGGAGUACAGAGAUGACCCCUUUCACCAGGUGGGUUAGGGGUCAAAGGUUAGGAGUUCGAGUUAGAAGUCCGGUGUUAGGGUUUGACAGAGUUAGAGGGAGCUGUAGUCUGCCCUGCUACCAAGAAGGAAAACAGAGAUGACCCUUCCACCGUUUAUCGGGGGUUAGAGGUCAAGGGUUAGAGAAGAGAAGGGGGGGUAAGUGUGGGACUGAGCUUGCAGUAAAAUGGUUGCAACAUUAAUGAACAGGUGUUGGUGGUAGCGUGAAUGUUCCUAUUGAUCUGUUUUUGUUGUGUCACUGUGUGUGUUCUGAUGUAGCCAUGGUAACCAUGGUCAUAUCAACCUUGUCAAUGAGGGUGAUCACCCUCAAAGCCUCAGCAUAUAACAGUAGUUAUUGUGUUGAUCUAGUUGUGUCCUCUACAGGGCCACACAUGGCUACACAGCUCCAACCCAGGCCUGGAGCGGGUCAGUGCCAUCGUGUGGGAGGGGAACGACUGUAAGAAGGCUGACAUGUCUGUCCUGGAGAUCAGCGGUAUGAUCAUGAACAGGGUGAGUAACAGCCAGGGCCUUGAUACUGUUGUCAGGGUUUACAUCUUGUGUGUACUGUAGCACUUUACAAUGUAAGACAGGGAACACCUCGAUCCCCUCCAGCACCCACCUGGGGGAUUUUUAUGCACUAGAAUGUUAAUGAAUGCAGAUUGGACUUGCACUUCAUGAUAUUGGAACGCACUUAUAUAUGCCACAUUUCUCUCUAAUCACUUUACAUUCUCUAUAACUUAGACCAAUGACGUGAAAGAUAUAAAUAAUGUCUGUCUCUCUACUUCCCUCUAUCUCUCCAUCUCGUCCCACUUCCUGAUCUCUCUACUCUUCUUCCUUCCCUUAUUCUUCUCCUGUCUUCUCAUCUCUCCCUCUCUAUCUCUCCCUCUCCCACUCUCCUGACUCUCUCUCUCUCUCUAUCUCUCCUUCCCUCUCUCUCUCCCACUCUCCUGUCUAUCACUCCUUGUUCUCCUUCCGAUAUCUCUCCAUCCCUCCUGUCUCUCCAUCUCUCUCUAUCUCUCCAUGCUCUCCUCUCUAUCUCUGCCACCUACCGUUAUCUCCAUUCUAAUGUAUCUACUUCCCUCGAGCCUGCGUUCGGCUCUCUCUCCUGACCUCCCUAUGGUGCUCACCUGGUACCUCAGCUUCAUGUGCCAGUCUUCUCACUCUGGCUCUAUUCUGUCUCUUCCUGUCAGGUGACCUGAGAGAUCAUACCAGGUUUUGGGGGGUAGAAUUGGGCUGACCUUUGCCGAUGCUGUCAUCAUACAGGACUGGACCAGUGACGAACAGUCUCAACAAGAGCUCAUUCGGUGGCGUUCGGUACUCCUCUGUAUGGGUUGACUACAGGUAACGCCAGCUUCUGUGGGUCCUGCCAUCUGGCUCUGUCGUACUUUCAUGCUCACGUGCGAGAGGAAUCCAAACAUGUAGUGUGUUUGGGGUGAGUGAUGUUGUAUGUGUUUUGUGAAUGUUUAUGCAUCUUAAUGUAUGGAUGUAUAUUGGACCUGUUGAGUUGUUAUACGAAGACAUUAUAUUUCAAAAGUUUAUCAACUCAUGAACUGUUUGGUAUGACCUGCCACCGAGUGACUGCUACUGAUGGUUCUGGCCUACAACCUUCGCCAUUUGGUCACCUGACGCCUCUCAGCCAAUGGAGUCAUGGUGGCCGUUCGAGCUUCCGUCCUGAAAGUCAUGGUGAUACAUAAGGUACCUCACUCUGGUGCGCGCUUCUCAUCUCUAGUCUUCCUGCUCGCUGCCGAUGAGGUCAUACAUCAUGUCUGUGGAGAUCUGACUGUGUCUUUUGAGAUUGUUUCAUCUUAAUAUGGUGUAAUAUUGACAAUUGAUGUUUGAGUACGCAAGACAAUUAUUUCUAAAAGUGUUAUCACGUUCAGAAGUACUACUGGUGUGUGUGUGACCUGCGUCUGCUCUUCCUCAGCUUUUGGUUCACCUACGCUCGGCACGCAGCAGGAAGUACAGAGUCAGCCUCACAUCCUACUGAAGAAGUCCAGAUACAGUAAGAUACAGUAGCAACCUCUCCAUCUAAUAUCAGAGGUGCGGUCCAAAAGUACUACCACUCCUUCUGUAUGUUCCAUACAGUAACUUCCUAGAACCUGCACUCUGUGUCCAACUGCCAUCUUCUGUACGCUGAGUAGUCGGUCAGAACCAGCAAAGUCAGACACUCCUCUUAUGACAGAAGUAGCGGCUCAACACCAGAACAAGUACAGCACACUAUGUUUGACAGAAAGUAGAAGGCCUCAGAACCAGCAAGUACAGCAAACCUCCAUCUUACUGACAGACAGUGACGGCUAGACACAGCAACAAGUACAGCAACACUCCAUCUUACUGACGAUACAGGUAGACAGGCUAGACACCAGCAACAAGUACAGCAACACCUCCAUCUUACUGACAGAACAGUAGACAGGCUCAGACACCAGCAACAGUACAGCAACACUCCAUCUUACUGACGAACAGGUAGACAGGCUCAGACACCAGCAACAAGUACAGCACACCUCCAUCUUACUGACAGAACAGGUAGACGCUCAGACACCAGCAACAGUACAGCAACACCUCCACUUAUGACAGAACAGGUAGACGGCUCAGAAAAGAAGUACAAGCAACACCUCCAUCUUACUGACAGAACAGUAGUGACGCUCAGAGACCCAGCAAGAAGUACAGCAACACCCUCCAUCUUACUGACAGAACAGUAGACAGGCUCAGACACCAGCAACAAGUACAGCAACACCUCCAUCUUACUGACAGAACAGUAGACAGGCUCAGACAACCAGCAACCAAUUACAGCAAGCAACCCUCCAUCUUACUGACGAACAGGUAGACAGGCUCAGACACAGCAACAAGUACAAGCAACACCCUCCAUCUUACUGACAGAACAGGUAGACGGCUCAGACACCAGCAACAAGUACAGCAACACCUCCAUCUUACUGACAGAACAGGUAGACAGGCUCAGACACCAGCAACAAGUACAGCAACACCUCCAUCUUACUGACAGAACAGGUAGACAGGCUCAGACACCAGCAACAAGUACAGCAACACCUCCAUCUUACUGACAGAACAGGUAGACAGGCUCAGACACCAGCAACAAGUACAGCAACACCUCCAUCUUACUGACAGAACAGGUAGACAGGCUCAGACACCAGCAACAAGUACAGCAACACCUCCAUCUUACUGACAGAACAGGUAGACAGGCUCAGACACCAGCAACAAGUACAGCAACACCUCCAUCUUACUGACAGAACAGGUAGACAGGCUCAGACACCAGCAACAAGUACAGCAACACCUCCAUCUUACUGACAGAACAGGUAGACAGGCUCAGACACCAGCAACAAGUACAGCAACACCUCCAUCUUACUGACAGAACAGGUAGACAGGCUCAGACACCAGCAACAAGUACAGCAACACCUCCAUCUUACUGACAGAACAGGUAGACAGGCUCAGACACCAGCAACAAGUACAGCAACACCUCCAUCUUACUGACAGAACAGGUAGACAGGCUCAGACACCAGCAACAAGUACAGCAACACCUCCAUCUUACUGACAGAACAGGUAGACAGGCUCAGACACCAGCAACAAGUACAGCAACACCUCCAUCUUACUGACAGAACAGGUAGACAGGCUCAGACACCAGCAACAAGUACAGCAACACCUCCAUCUUACUGACAGAACAGGUAGACAGGCUCAGACACCAGCAACAAGUACAGCAACACCUCCAUCUUACUGACCAGAACAGGUAGACAGGCUCAGAGACCAGCAAACAAGUACAGCAACACCUCCAUCUUACUGACAGAACAGGUAGACAGGCUCAGAGACCAGCAACAAGUACAGCAACACCUCCAUCUUACUGACAGAACAGGUAGACAGGCUCAGACACCAGCAACAAGUACAGCAACACCUCCAUCUUACUGACAGAACAGGUAGACAGGCUCAGACACCAGCAACAAGUACAGCAACACCUCCAUCUUACUGACAGAACAGGUAGACAGGCAGGGAGGCACACACACACACAGAACCGGUAUAGUUGUAGCAAGACAUUGGAAUUUGACUUUGAGUUCGCCAAUUAAUACUGAGGAAGAACUAGCAGAUGCACCACACUUGCUAACUUGUGUAGUUACACAGGAACACCCACAUUUAAGUGACAGGACAUGAUAAACGAAAGGUUCACCCAUUUUGAAUGUUAUAUAUUUUUUUGUGCAUCUCUGAGUGAUGUUCUACCGAUUCCCUGGGUCAUGUUAUGUUUUCAUGUGUAUCUGAGUUAUUGGCGUUAAAGCAGGCAGAAAAUAGUCCGGAAAAACGUAUCACUGUGAUAAAGUCGCUGUCACUACACUGGAAGUUAAUAGGAAUACUACUUUUAGAUCGCGAAAACUUAUAUCAUACAUGUCAGAUUUCAAUACUGGCCGAUGUCUUAACUCGGGAGGAUGUCUUCUCUCGAAUGAGCCAUUGAUAAUAUUUUUGCUAUAUUCCUACCUCGAGAACGUUGUAAUUUAACGGAAGGUCUAGCACAUCUUCCCUAUUUGUCUGCCUCUUUAGUCCAGGGUGCGUUGUAUGGUGCGGUAACGCCCCACCCAGUAGACUGUCGACCAAUCGCGUUCACGUUGUCAUGCUGCGGAACGUGGUUGCUAAAGCUAAUCGCCACGCAAUCCCUUCUCAAAGUCCGCGUAUAUGUCGGGAAACGUACCUAUUUUCCUCGAAAGUACUUAAUGUCACGAUUCCAAAGCUAUACGAUAUUCCAGAUAUCACGUUAAUUAUCUCACAUAUUGGAAAAUAUUUGUAAUGUUGUACUUCUUGUUGACGUAAUUCGUGCUGAUGUGUUUUUGAGCUAGCGCCCAAUAGACUCCCAUUCCCUCCUGAAGGAGAGCGUUCGGUGUCCUAGAAUCACCCAUAAUGCAUCGCGCGGCCCAUUGAGGUAGCACGGGCAACGUUUCCCAUCUCCUCAAAAGUAUAUCUGCCGUUACGAAUGUCAGAUUCCGUCUGCAGGUUGAACAUGGUGAGAUUGUAAGCGAUUUCACAGCUAACUAGCUACUUUACAUGCUGAUAUUGUCUUUGGUAUUAUUGUGUGUAGCUAUGUUUGCUUGCUAGCUAGCUAGCUAGCUAGCCAGCCAGCCCAUAGAGAGAGCAUUGCAUUGUGGAUUUUGUAGUCGAUUUGAGCUGCAACAGAUUUCCACAACGAUUUUCCAUGUUGCUACCAACAAAAUAGUGUUCUCACAUAUUAGUGUUAUUUAACACUGUAAAUUAAAGGAAUUAGUGGUUUGGGGUGGAUUUUCCAUUUUGUUGACCAGCUGUUUUCACCAGAUCAAUCUGUACCUGAAGAUGGAGAAGAAACCAAACAAGAAGGAGGAUCUGACAUUAGUCAACAACGUACUGAAGCUGGCCACCAAACUAUUGAAGGUACGGCAAGCUCCAUCUCUCUAUUCUCUCUCUCUCUCUCUCUCUCUCUCUCUCGUCCGUCUUCCUCUCUCUUCCACUCUCUCUCUCUCUAUUAUUACCUCUUUAUCAUCUCCUUUCAUUAAUCUCUCUCUCCCUCCAUCUCCUCCCCCCUCCCCAGGAGUUGGAUGCUCCUUUCAGGCUGUAUGGUCUGACGAUGAACCCGCUGCUCUACAACAUCACCCAGGUGGUCAUCCUGUCUGCUGUGUCUGGGGUCAUCAGUGAUCUACUGGGCUUCAACCUGAAGGUAACACACAGGAGUGUGUGUGUGUGUUUGAGACUGUGUGUCCGUGCAUGCGUGUAGUACUACUACUUAUGCACCAGUUUAUUUUAAAUAAAAUGGAGUUGAUUUGUUGAGUGUGUAGAUAUCAGUAUGAAGGAAGAACUUACCAUACUUUUCUGUCCUCAGCUCUGGAAGAUCAAAUCAUGACAGUAAGCUGAUCAGGACACAGCUGGCUCUCUGGAAGAUAUUCUCUCACCACACGAGGGCGUUGUUCUCCUUUCGCUCACUGACUGACUGGGCUUCCCUGUAUCUAUGGACUGACACACAGCCCUGUUCAUAUCAGAGUGCUUACAUUUCACUUGUGCAAUUCAAGAUAUAUUUAUUUUACCCUUUCAGUAUUUUAGUUUUUUUCUUCAUAUUUUGUUUUAGAAAAAACGUUACGAAAUGUUUUAAUUGUUCAAAAAGUUAUUUUAAGCUAUACAGGUUUUGUGUUCUCAGAGGGAUGGGAUCGAAAAACAGCAAGAUGACAAUUCAGUUAAAAAGACAAUAAAAUAGGUAAAAGAGUUCCAUCACUUCAGACUAGUUAGUACAAUGCACAUUAUAAUGCAGCUCUUUAGUUUCACGACUGUGACCCACCCACACACACACAGUCAUUUCACUGUGAGAACUGCAACGAGCAGUUGUUUCAGAUCAUAGACGGACUGUAAUAAUAAUCAUGUGCUUUAAAGCCUACAUACAUACCCACAGGUUUUACUUCCUGGUAAAUUCAAUGUAGGCUUUUUUUUUUUGCUUUUGACAUCAACAACGGUAUACCAAAGUUCAAGAAUAGAUGAACAAUGUUUCUAUGUGUUUGGAGUUUAUAAUGAUAAGCUAAGUGACAGCUGUUGUGGAUAGACAGAGGCAGGAUCAGAACACAUCAGAGACCAUUGGUGAGAAAAUAGGUGAGGUACUGUACUGGCUGGAUGGGAGGUGUACUGGCUGGAUGGGAGGUACAGUACUGGCUGGAUGGGAGGUACAGUACUGGCUGGAUGGGAGGUGUACUGGCUGGAUGGGAGGUGUACUGGCUGGAUGGGAGGUACAGUAUGUACUGGCUGGAUGGGAGGUUGGAGUGUACUGGCUGGAUGGGAGGUACUGUACUGGCUGGAUGGGAGGUACAGUACGUACUGGCUGGAUGGGAGGUACAGUACUGGCUGGAUGGGAGGGUACUGUACUGGCUGGAUGGGAGGUACAGUACUGGCUGGAUGGGAGGUACAGUACUGGCUGGAUGGGAGGUACAGUACUGGCUGGAUGGGAAUAUCCAAACCUAA
Messenger RNA from Coregonus sp. 'balchen', 44308 nucleotides. Lineage: Eukaryota; Metazoa; Chordata; Actinopteri; Salmoniformes; Salmonidae. The record is from the annotation of a GenBank genome assembly.